AUAUUCGAUCGCGUAAUACUAUAAAUGAUGCGAAUGUGGAUUAUAUGUAUUCUUCCCCUCUUUAUCUUGAGAGAUCCCCUCGCCGAAAGGUGAUGAUUUCAAAGUUAUCAAAUAAUGCAAAUUUUACAAAUCUUAUUGAAGAUUUGCAAAUCAGUAGUAACCAUCUUAAGAUGGAGGAUAAAGAAUAUUUUAUGGAUUUGUUAAUUAUUUUCGAUCACCUUUCCUUUGUUGCAUGGUCAGAACAUGAACACAAAAAUAAUUUCAAGAUUUCAAAAGAAUUGAUUAUUCGCAAGACUGUUCUUAAACUAAAAGAUUCAGGCAAAUAUGAAUACAUAGUUAUUAAUAUAUUUUGCAUGCAUAAUAUUUCUAAAAUCGAAGAUAAUGACACUAUGUCAAAUUUACUGAGAUUUGCAAAUGAUAUAAUUCUGAAAUUGCAACAACUUUCUAAUUUAACGUCACGAUCAGAGCGUAUAUCGAAACGCUUACAAGAAGAUAAAAUUGGAUACUUAAAGGCUAUAAAUCGAAUUAAAGCCCGUGAGACAUUGAACUCUAUGGAAUUAUCUAAUGCAGACGAUAACCAAUUGUUAAACAAACAUGAAGAAUCUUUCGUUAUGAUAUGUCGUACUGUUCGUCAAAAUCUCAACUACGACGCUUCAUUUGCUCUUCGAAGUUUCAAUUCUGAUAUAACUUUCAGA
This is a messenger RNA of Dentiscutata erythropus, 695 nucleotides long. The record is from the annotation of a GenBank genome assembly. NCBI's taxonomy places the organism in Eukaryota, Fungi, Glomeromycota, Glomeromycetes, Diversisporales, Gigasporaceae.